AUGAAGAUGCUGCGAUGGAUGAGCGGCGUGACGCGCGCUGACCGCAUCCCUAACGAGUACAUUCAUGGCAGCUUCAUAGUCCGUGACGUAGCGGAGAAGUUGCAAGAAUGUCGCCUCCGGUGGUUCGGCCACGUUUUUAGCAGGCCAACUGACUACGUAGGAAACAUAUACCUUUACCUAGCCCUUGACGGCUCCCGACCCAACGGCAGACCAAAAAAGCAAUGGCUCGAUGUCGAUGUCGUGGGCGUAAACGGGCUCACACGAGAGGACGCCCAGGAUUGUGCAAAGUGGAGAAAGGCAAUUAGGCGGACCCUGGCAAAGGACGGCAUAGCGCUAGGUAGAAGAAGAAGUAUAAAAUAA
Messenger RNA from Cydia pomonella (codling moth), 360 nucleotides. RefSeq lists its product as uncharacterized. Bases 1 to 360 code for a protein of 119 amino acids. The record is from RefSeq and is a predicted model, not a curated record. The transcript has a single exon. Lineage: Eukaryota; Metazoa; Arthropoda; Insecta; Lepidoptera; Tortricidae.